CGCACCAUCAAAUCCACUCGUGUAAAUGACUGAAGGGCUCGUAUGAGGACGCUGAUGCUUCUCUCUGGAUCUGAUGCACGCGCGUAAAGAGCUCGUGGUGCACCAGAAGUCUUCAUCUGUGCGAGGAUGCUGAUGCUGCUGUCUGGAUCUGAUCCACGCGUGUGAUGCUGAUGCUGGUCUCAAUGGGUUGCGGUGGAAGCAGGUCUGCCGCCAUCGAGCCACGGUAUCACGAGAGCAGAGACACCGAGUCGACGUGGCUCACGGACACGGAGAUGACACAGCUGGCCGGUACUGCUCACAAUCCGACCGGUGGAACAGACACCGGGAGAACAGCACCCACCGGCUCAGGUAAAAGAGAAGAUGACGGCUCGUGUGCGAAGGAGAGAAAGCUGGUGAACGCUGGGACACAAUGCUGCAGAUCCUCCACACACACAAACAUCAACCAGAGACCACAGAGAACACAGGUGAGAAAUAAAUCAAAGAAAAUCUCUGCUGCCGAAGUGUCCAAGAGUCCCGUCUCGAUGUGAGCUGAAGAUGUUUUCACACCUGUACAGAGGAUUGACAAGAGACGUUUC
Messenger RNA from Triplophysa rosa, 575 nucleotides. RefSeq names its product BAALC binder of MAP3K1 and KLF4 a (gene baalca). The record is from RefSeq and is a predicted model, not a curated record. Gene Ontology annotation, cellular component: cytoplasm. NCBI's taxonomy places the organism in Eukaryota, Metazoa, Chordata, Actinopteri, Cypriniformes, Nemacheilidae. The coding region runs from base 165 to 527 and encodes 120 amino acids. The transcript has 3 exons.